Molecule: messenger RNA, 2178 nt
Organism: Porites evermanni
Lineage: Eukaryota; Metazoa; Cnidaria; Anthozoa; Scleractinia; Poritidae
Source: the annotation of a GenBank genome assembly
AUGGACAAGCCAGUGAAACUUGCGAAGGUAUAAUAUGAAAAUUCUAAUAUUUACUGAACGUUAAAGUACUUUAACUGCACAAACAUCUUCAAUGCGUUCUUUGGAAGAGUUUGCAACAUAUUAUUAGCAAUUGUAAGGCUUCAACGUAAAACUAUCAUCAUUUGAUUUCGCAGUGCACGUAAACACGAGACUCUUCGAUCAGCUUUUGAAGGAGAAGCUUACUCUUUAUUCUUGAGAUAACUGCAUUUCGUGAAACAAUAGCCGAUCUCAAGUGUUUUUAAUCGUAAAUUUUUAGGUGACAAAAUGUUUGGGCCGAACGGGAUCCCAAGGACAGUGUACGCAGGUGAGGGCUUUUGAAAAAUUAUGGAUAUAGUUUCAAACGUCGUUAAUCAGUUGAUCGAAUUAUAUUCAACUUGAGCACGGUAGUAGCACGUUUGAAACUAUGUUGUCUUAAAACAAAAUUAUUUCCUUGACUUAAUUUUAGAAUAAUUAAGCUUACAAUUUGUAUGAGUGUUUGGAUAAGGCAAGUGAUGAACUUUCAUAGGUUUGAUUGGCCACUGUGUGGCUUAUCAAAUUCCUCCUUGUCAUAACAAUGCUUUGUAAAGCAGAGAAUUUGAGAUAGCAGGUAUCAAACCCAGUCCCUUUGCGUCGGAAGGUUAUUCUUUACCGCAUGUAUAAGAAUAAUAAAAAUGACCUUACUAUCAUUCUUACACCGAUGCCAGUUUGCUUGAUAGCUCUAAAUCUGUUGUAAUUUCGGGGUGCAUCUUACAACCGGGUACCUUCGCGCAACAAAGCAAAAUUGAGUCAAAUUUUUUACUCUAGCAGCUCUAGCUGCUCAUCCUCUUCUUUGUUAUCGGUUUUCAAUGACUUCUACAUCUUCUAAAGCUGGUAUUUAACAACAAACGAAUCAUUAAAUCAUCUGGCAUAGAUUGUUUUGAACUGAAUGUUGAUGCUGGGUAACCAGGUGAAUUUUUGAGCACAUGCUCGACCCAUGAUGGCGUUUUUUUUACAGCCAUUUCUACGCUGCGAUGUUGCGCUUGUUUCAGACCUUUAUUUUUUUUAGAAGGCUCCCAAAUCUCUAGUAGACCUGUGAGAGCUCUUUUAUCUGUUAUUUGUUAAAUUAAAAUUUUACUAGAUUUGACAGUUAAUUAACAAAAUAUUCAGGCUCAUAUAUUACGGGAUCAAUUUUAUCUUGAUAUUGCCGAUGCAUACACCGAUGUCAAUAUGCCGCAACCAAGAGAGCUGACUUGUUUAUGGAAAAACGGAUUCCCUUAGUAUUCGCAACUUUAGAAAACAAAUUGUUUUUUGUUUUGAUAGGGUUGAUUUGUAUACGUAACCUUUUAUUGCGUUUGUUCACGUAGGUGAAUGGCUGUAAUCAGCAUCGUUGUAAAGCGUGUUGUUGUAGUUUAGGUGAACAUCACCAAAGAUGCCGGCUGCGCUUUAUAGCCGGGUAUUUUUGCUUAAUUUUCAGUUUGUUAGAAAAAUCACAUUGAAAAGUGUGGGUUGCAUCUUAUAACCGAGUGCACCUUAUAAACAAAAAAUAUGGUACUUUCCUUUCAGAAAAUGAGUUAGAUGAACUUAUCAUGGUCAUAAUUUUUUUUCAAUCUUCUUGGUUCUUUAUCAUGUUGGCUCUAGUCAGUUUACAGCAGACUUGCAUUCCAGUUUAUUGUUAUAUUGAUACUGGGCUUAUUGCAUAGGCCACAUUACUAUUUAUGAUACAUGAUACAUUUCUGUACUCUACUAGACUAGUCUCCACUACUUGUUGGUGCACAAGAGUGUACAGCUAACAAGUGAUAAAAUGUUAGGUAGCAUGCAUUAUUUUGUCCACCAUCUUGAAUAAGACAAAAAUGUAUUGUAUCAUAAUAUCACCAUAUAUUGUUCAAAAUAAAAUUGAUAUUCUGUGGUUGGAAGAAAUUUUACAGGUCACCAACUCAUUCUGUAUAUCAUUGCAGCCCUAACUAGAAGGCAUUAUUGUGUUUGGAUUUGUUGCAUAUUAACUUGCUCCCAGGGAAAUGUCCUGGAUGGAAGGUGAAACUCAAUUGUUGUACCUUUCAGGUCCGAGUGGAGUUUCUUGAUGAUACAAAUCGAUCCAUCAUCCGUAAUGUGAAAGGUCCUGUCCGUGAGGGAGACAUCUUGACAUUGCUGGAAUCAGAGCGAGAAGCUAGAAGACUGAGAUAG